AUGGCUUUCCAGACAAAUGUCUUUAGGGACGGCGAAUGGGUCACGGAAACCGUCGAUCUCAGUGCUGCUCUCAAAGCCUCAGCAUCUGCCGCUAAAGAGCCCGACGAAACCAUCUCGCACCGUCCGCCAUGCGGUAUUCUCUCCUCGACUGUCGUGGAAAGCCCCAUGGUGAACAAGAUCCUGCAUGUCCAUAUCAGGUCUAGAAACCACAACGAUAUCGCCUUCAUUGGAAGUAACGUAGUGACGAUCCGAGAGCUACGGGAUAAUGGCCAGACGCAUGAGAUCUUCAAGUACAAGUCAUAUGGCUCGCGGAUACGGAACGCCAUCGUUCUGGGUGACUCCCCAGAUGACACUGACAGCAGUGCAGCCGACGGACAAAGCCAGCUCGCAGAAAUCGACUCUCUAUGCCAAGACCCUUUGCCCAGCAGUCAUCAUAACGCGUCUCGCAUACUUCCCCCACAACUUCUAGUCCUGGUUUUGGAGAAUGGCCAGAUAGAAUUCCUCUUUACAACCGAAGCAAGCGCUAGAAUGAAGCUAUAUACCAGCUCUUACGCACCUCCGGGCAACAUUCCGUACCACGCCCAUCAUCUCGCUGUUGAUCCAUCCUUCCGCUACAUGGCAGCCGCUCCCUUCGAAAAUUUGCUGGUGGUCUACGAAAUGGAGACUCUGGACGAUCUAGACCAGAGAUUCAGAGACACGGGGAAAUUUCCGAAGCCUUUCAAGUUAGCAAGCAUUCGGCCGCUGCGCGGCACCAUCCAUGAUGUCCAGUUUCUUUAUCCAAGGCUGCAGGAUGAUUAUCACAUCAUCAUCAUGGUUAUUAUGAGUUCCAGAAACCAGACUCCAGAGAAGACACUACGCCGGAAAUACAUCACUUGGGAUUGGGAGGCAGGAGAGGACCUUCGAGCUAUCCUGACCGGGCCUGGUCAUCGCCAAAGCCUGUCUAAACUGGAUGGCGUACCUCUUUUUUCAAUCCCAUUAAAGUCACGGAAUGCUUUCUUUAUCGUUUAUGAAGACCAUAUGGCCAUAGUAAGGCAGUCCCUGUCAUCUGGAGAGUACGAUUCCAACAGGGUCCUGGAAAUGCCGGGCCCUUCAGAGCUUCAUCACGGAGCCAGACCGCCGUUAUGGGUCUCUUGGGCUAGGCCUUUUCGCCGCAAGGACUACUCCGAAAAGACUGACAUCAUAUACCUCGCCCGAGAGGAUGGUCUCGUUGUCCAUAUUGAGAUUGAUUCAGAGACACUUUUGUAUUCCGGAAUGCAGCUUGGUUACUUAGGAACAAACAUUGGAACAGCAUUCACAACUGCAUACGACAAAUUCUCUGACCUUCUGGUCGUCGGUGGAGAGUCGAGCUCCGGUGGCAUAUGGAAGCUGGCUGCCCGUAGCGAACUGGAACAGAUCAGCGCAUUUUCCAACUGGUCUCCCGCUACCGAUAUGGCAAUGACAAAUAGCAACAGACCGAAGGUAUCCGGAUUCGCCCAUGGCCUUGAUCUUAGGGAGCAGUACAAGCCCGAGCGAGUUUUUCUUGCUUCCGGGCGAGGAGCGACAGGUUGCCUAACAGAGCUUCGAUUUGGCCUAAAAGCGAGGAUAGGCAUAGACCUGGACAUUGGCGAAAUCGUCAGGCAGGUCUGGCUCUUUUCGGACGAGAGCAGCAACGACGGUGCUAUGCAUGCAAUAUUGGCAUUGCCGCACUCCACAACCGUUCUCCGAUUUGAGAGUGGGUUCGCCGACGUCAGAGCCGAGUCAGAAGAGACGAGUCACUUCGAUACAACAUUCCGUACUCUGCACGCCAUCCGUACGGCUUCCGGUUCCAUUGUCCAGGUCUCAGAGGGGUUGAUCACUCUGGUGACGGAGUCUCGGUUCCUAAAACGGGCCAUAGGAGACAUCAUAAGAGUACCAGGUGCUAUCGCGGAGCAAGCUCACUGUCUAGACGACGAAAUAGUCGUCUAUGUUCAGGGUCCUGAUGAGGCGCAUCUUUAUCUCCUGUCCAUUAACCAGAUGGAUGUUUCAUUGAGGAACUCCUGGGCCGUGCCGGGAGAGGUUGGCUGCCUGUCCCAGUUUCACCUCGGCGGGAGAAAGUUCGUCAUCAUAGGCUCGGUGACGAAGGAAGGACCUAUGCCUUCUAUAUACGACCUAAACGGGGAGUUGAUUGUGCGCGGUCCGGUCGUGCCUCGACAACAUUGGGAGGCAGCCGGUACCCUGGACCCGUUCAGUAGUAUAUGCGUCGUGCGUGAGACUGAACGCGGCGUGGACAUUAUUGCGGGGACCCGCUUUGGAAAGCUUCUAACCAUCAAGAUACUGCAAAGCACGCACACCGUUUCUAUUAGUGCGGAGAGGAUGGGCUCAGCAUCUGUUGGCGUUUUCCAGGCUCCCGGGUUGCCGGGAGAUGGAGCGUCGGCGUUUGUCACUUGUGACAACACGCUUUUCCGACUCUCUGAGCUUGCAGACAGGCGGAAUGUAUACAUGCGAAAAGACGUUGUGUGGGCCACGGACGCGAGUGACAUGGCGCUACCGUCGCCUCCAAUUCACUCUGUGUUUGCCAUAAAGUCAAGCACAGCGGACGCCAGAAGUCAGUCACUGGUCCUCCUGCUCAGUGCAUCGAGUUUAUAUGUAGCCGACAUCGAGCCUCGUUCCGGCCCUGUGCCCAGGAUCAUUGCGCCGGGAUGGAAGGGCACACCGACAAGAAUUCUGUACUCGAACGUCUGGAACUGUCUGGUGGUCGGUCUCCAGGUCGAAGACGGCAUAGAGCUGGCCCUGGUUGACCCUGACACGGGUCGCUCGAUCUCGAAGCCUCUCGAUAAGGAUAAAAUGGAGGGCCAGCUAAGUUCGUUUGGCACAAGCGGAGACAGGAUUCUUGGCCUGCACGAGUGGAUGUACGUCAAGGAUGGCCAGACUUUCCCCUUUAUCGUGGUCACGACACAAUCGGGUAAACUCCUGGUAGUGUCAGUGGCUACGAUGAGGCAUCCAGAGACGGAGCCGCCAUACAGACGUUUGGAACACUGGACCAGGUACCGUAAAAAGAAUUACGAUGAACCAGUGUACUCCGUGGUGGCCGACGAUCAAGGUCUCCUGUACGCUGCCGGGCGGACCGUCUUUUGGGACAUACUCGAUCUGGACGAGAAGAAGAUGAAGCCAGUCAAACAAUACCUUCUUGAGUCACCUGCAAUUUCUCUGGAGAUUGUCGACGGAAAGCUCCGUGUGUUAACAACGAUGCAUUCGGUCGAGGUGAUAGACUACAAGGGCAACAUGGGCAACCUGGAGAUGACGCAUAUUUGCUCGGACCGGUCAUCCAGGGCAGCCACGCACAUGAUUAGCAUGGAGCAGUCGACGGACAAGGGCCUCUGGCCCGUGACUUUGCUGUCCGACAUUGCAGGUGGCAUUGCCGGGCUGUGGGCCCCUCCAAGCGAGACGAAUGCACAAGAAAUGGUGACAGUGUUCGAGGGAAGAAUUGGGAACCCUGUCAGAAAGUUUGCCCGGGGACACUGUCGGCCAUCGUGGCAGAUUGAAGGACAGGACCACCGCCGCUUCGGAUGCCUGGGGAGUACCCUAGACGGGGCAGAGGUGUUGGGGAUCUCUCUCGAUGGAACGCUACGCCACUUCAGUCUACUCACCAUCGAGUUGUGGCGCUACCUGGCUCUCGUGCAGAUGCUGGCCCAAGGGAGAGGUGGCUCUACAGCAGGGCGAGGAUGGAAUAGCCAUGACGGCGAUGAGGAGCCACUCGAACCCGAGGUGGACGUGAGGAACAUGCAUAUCCAAGGCGACCUUCUCAACCAUAUCGUGGAGAAUCGGCUUUUGGAGAGGCUGGUAGCGCAGGGAAACUGCCUGGCUUUAUUCUGCCGCUUUCUGGACGGAUUGGAGGGAGGCACGCACACGAGCCGUUUCCGGCAGGGCGGGGAUGACGGGGGGAUGGUGAACGAGGAGCUGCGUUCGAUGUACUUUGACCUGGGGUACGAUGUGUUGAAUUAUGUGCUGAUUCCAGCUCUUUAG
Molecule: messenger RNA, 3981 nt
Organism: Geosmithia morbida
Lineage: Eukaryota; Fungi; Ascomycota; Sordariomycetes; Hypocreales; Bionectriaceae
Product: thermotolerance protein
Exons: 5
Coding region: 1-3981 (1326 amino acids)
Biological process (GO): mRNA splicing, via spliceosome
Cellular component (GO): U2 snRNP; nucleus
Molecular function (GO): U2 snRNA binding; protein binding
Source: RefSeq, a predicted model, not a curated record